CAGUGUAUGAAAUAUUUUACGACCGGUUUUCUCGAGACUAGAAUACCGGGCUGUAUAUCGUGGCUUUUUGGCGGGCGCAAUUUCUUUGGCGGUUUCUCGAGUCUUACCUUUAAACCUGAAACAUAUAUCACGUAUAAAUGGGUGAUAAGGACGGCGAAACUUUUGAUGAUGCAGUGGAAGAACGCGUUAUUAACGAAGAAUACAAGAUAUGGAAAAAGAAUACGCCAUUCCUAUAUGAUCUUGUAAUGACACAUGCUUUAGAAUGGCCGUCGUUAACUGCACAGUGGUUACCAGAUGUAACUAGACCAGAGGGAAAAGAUUAUUCCGUUCAUCGUUUGAUCCUAGGUACACAUACGUCGGAUGAACAAAAUCAUUUGCUUAUUGCAAGCGUUCAAUUACCUAAUGAGGAUGCUCAGUUUGAUGCUUCUCAUUAUGACAAUGAAAAAGGCGAAUUUGGAGGCUUUGGUUCCGUAAGCGGAAAGAUAGAAAUUGAGAUUAAAAUUAAUCACGAAGGCGAAGUGAACAGAGCCAGAUACAUGCCACAAAAUCCAUGCGUAAUAGCAACGAAAACUCCAUCAAGCGAUGUUUUAGUAUUCGAUUACACGAAACAUCCGAGUAAGCCAGAUCCAAAUGGCGAAUGUCAUCCAGAUCUAAGGUUACGAGGACAUCAAAAAGAAGGCUACGGACUAUCAUGGAAUCCUAAUCUUAACGGGUACUUGUUGAGUGCAUCGGAUGAUCAUACAAUAUGUUUAUGGGAUAUCAAUGCUACUCCCAAAGAAAAUCGUGUCAUCGACGCUAAGACCAUUUUUACAGGACAUACAGCCGUUGUAGAGGAUGUUGCAUGGCAUUUAUUACACGAAUCUCUGUUUGGAUCAGUUGCAGAUGACCAAAAAUUGAUGAUUUGGGAUACGAGAUGCAAUAAUACCAGUAAACCAAGUCAUACAGUCGAUGCCCAUACUGCAGAAGUUAAUUGUCUAAGUUUUAAUCCAUAUUCAGAAUUUAUUCUUGCUACUGGUAGCGCCGAUAAAACAGUAGCAUUAUGGGAUUUAAGGAAUUUAAAAUUAAAAUUACAUUCUUUUGAAUCUCACAAAGACGAAAUCUUCCAAGUUCAAUGGUCACCACAUAAUGAAACCAUAUUAGCAAGUAGUGGUACAGAUAGGCGUUUGCAUGUGUGGGAUCUUAGCAAAAUUGGAGAAGAACAAUCUACUGAAGAUGCUGAAGAUGGACCUCCUGAGUUAUUGUUUAUACAUGGUGGACAUACUGCAAAGAUUAGUGACUUUUCAUGGAAUCCCAACGAACCAUGGGUAAUAUGUUCGGUAUCAGAAGAUAAUAUAAUGCAAGUUUGGCAAAUGGCAGAAAAUAUUUACAAUGAUGAAGAACCAGAUACACCAGCUAGUGAACUUGAAGCUGGGGCUUCAUAAGUCGAAAAAAUAAUUUAUUAAAUCAUCUGACAUUAAAGUCAAGAAAUACUACCGAAUAGUAUUAUUGACUAUUGAAACGAACAUUAAUGAACCAUAAACGGCAUUAGAAUUGGUGAUUUAUAUAUUUGUAAGAUUUAAAAAAAAAAAAAAACUGUGUGGUAUAAGUGAUAACAUUAUGGAAGAGCAAUAAUAUUUCAGUUCUCCAUUAAUUUUAAUUAUUUUCUUGUUUUUUAUUAUAAUUACAUUAACCUUAAUUUUUCACAUCAAAAUGUAUAUCUAUUGAAUUUUUAAAAUGCAUGUAAUGGCGAGAAACACGAAGUACUGAUUCGUUGGUUAAAAGCAUCAGUACUGUAAAUUUGUAAAAACGUGUAUCAUAGGCUUACUGCGUACAUCAAUCAAAAAUUUAUUUUUUAAUUCACUCGUGUUAAUCAAUAUCGUAGAAUGUCUUUUUUUGCUCAUGUAUCGAUUGUUUAUCAAUUAUUUGUAGAACAAAUAUUUCAGUACUUUCACAUGUUCUGUUUAAUAAUUGGAAGAAUUUAUACAUGUUGUACAAGCAUUUGUGCAAGAUAAUGUCUUGCUCUUAUAUUAUUUUUCUAUAUACAAGAUGUAUCAUUAUUUUGUUUCUUUAAUUAUACGUGGUAUUAAUCAACAAAUGUAUAUUUGUCAGCAGUGAGCCUAUCAGUAACAGCGUUCGUAUAAUUACUAAUUUGGGUUUUUGGGUAGCUCUUAGGUAAAUAUAAAGUAAAUAGUAAACAUUCAGGCACUAUGUCAUAUCAUCAGAUACAAAACCGAAUUGGAACAUAGGUUUGUAUGAGAAAUUACAUCAGUGACAAAGAAA
Messenger RNA from Vespula pensylvanica (western yellowjacket), 2259 nucleotides. It is a transcript of the gene Caf1-55, whose product is annotated as chromatin assembly factor 1 p55 subunit. Gene Ontology annotation, biological process: regulation of gene expression. Gene Ontology annotation, cellular component: nucleus; ESC/E(Z) complex; NuRD complex. Gene Ontology annotation, molecular function: histone binding. Lineage: Eukaryota; Metazoa; Arthropoda; Insecta; Hymenoptera; Vespidae. The coding region runs from base 138 to 1421 and encodes 427 amino acids. The transcript is spliced from 5 exons. The record is from RefSeq and is a predicted model, not a curated record.